Messenger RNA from Prosopis cineraria, 3142 nucleotides. RefSeq names its product E3 ubiquitin-protein ligase WAV3. The coding region runs from base 425 to 2581 and encodes 718 amino acids. The transcript has 2 exons. Lineage: Eukaryota; Viridiplantae; Streptophyta; Magnoliopsida; Fabales; Fabaceae. The record is from RefSeq and is a predicted model, not a curated record.
UUUACCUACAAAACUCCACCAAAGGUAAAGCCACAAUACAGCGCAGGUCAAAAUCCUCAUUCCUCAUUCAGCACACCACCACUCAACCGCCUCUUCUUCUUCUUCUUCCUCGCUUACCUCAUCUCAUGGCAGCCUCGCUCCUCCUCUCAAUUAAUGCUCUUAUUCAUUCUCAUUCCUCCUCCACCAACCUCCCUUGUAUCCCAUUCUAACCUUUCAACCCCACUUGCCUCUUUCCUCUCUUUCCCUUUCACGCAUUCAAUAAUCUCCCUUCUCUCGGUUUUCGUGCUCCAUUCUUGCUUUUUUUAUAGAUCUCCUUUCCCUUCUCUCCUCUCAUAGUUGCUCUCUGAGAUCUGGGUUUUGCUCCGUUCGGCUUCUCUUUUCUCCUGGCCGACAUUUUGUGGGUUUCUUCAGAUCUUGAGCUCAAAUGGGGAGCAAAUGGAAGAAGGCGAAGCUGGCUCUGGGUUUGAAUCUCUGUGUCUUUGUUCCCAGAACUUCAGACGACAUGGAUUCGCCUCCCGCCACGGAGGUUUCCGACAGGUUAUCUGAUGCUGCUCUGCUUUCGCCGGGAAAUUGGGACAUGGCUUCCUCGCGAUCGAGAUCAGCCGCGCCGGUGACUUCUUCGCACGCUUUAAAGCUGUCCAAAAGUGCGAGCAAAUCGUCCAAGCAAACCUGCUCAAUAUGCUUAACCAAAAUGAAGCAAGGAUGUGGGCAUGCUUUGUUCACUGCAGAAUGUUCGCAUUCCUUCCAUUUUCACUGCAUUGCUUCAAAUGUGAAACAUGGAAACAAAAUAUGUCCAGUGUGCCGAGCAAAGUGGAAGGAAAUACCGUUGCUGGAUCCCAGUUUGGAUCCUCUCCCAGGCCGAGUUUCACCGAAUAAUGCUUUCAUGGCAGUUGUCCAUGGCCUUCCUCGACCACCCCCUCGACGAGAUUUAAAUAGACGACAUGUUGUUCCACUUCAUCAGGCUCCUGAACCAGGUGUAUUUGAUGAUGAUGAAUCCUUAGAUCUCCAACAUAUAUGUUCUACUAAGAGUGUUUCUGAUACGGGUGCUGUCAAAACAAUAGAGAUUAAAACAUACCCUGAAGUGUCAGUUGCUCCACAGUCCAACUCUUAUUGUAACUUUAAUGUUUUGGUCCAUCUCAAGGCCACUGCUGUAGCAGCAGCCACCAGAACACAAAACCUGAGUAGAAAUCACGCUAGCUCAACACCGGUUUCUCAGACUCCACGUGCUCCUGUUGACCUAGUGACAGUGCUUGAUAUUAGCGGUAGCAUGGCUGGCACUAAGCUUGCACUACUAAAAAGAGCUAUGGGAUUUGUUAUCCAGAACUUGGGCUCAAAUGACCGGCUAUCGGUUAUUGCUUUCUCCUCCACAGCUCGCCGACUGUUUCCUCUGCGCAGAAUGUCUGACUCUGGGCGGCAACAAGCUCUGCAAGCUGUUAACUCAUUGGUUGCAAAUGGGGGUACAAACAUUGCUGAGGGCCUGAGAAAAGGUGCCAAGAUAAUGGAAGAACGAAGAGAAAAAAAUCCAGUUGCCAGCAUAAUACUGUUGUCUGAUGGGCAAGAUACUUACACUGUUGGCGGUUCUGGUACUAACCAACCACAACUGAACUACCAUUUGCUUUUGCCUAUGUCUAUCAGUAAUCGUGGCACUUCAGGAUUCCAAAUUCCUGUGCAUGCUUUUGGAUUUGGUGCAGAUCAUGAUGCCUCAUCAAUGCACUCUAUUUCAGAGAAUUCUGGAGGGACCUUUUCCUUCAUUGAGACUGAAUCUGUGAUACAGGAUGCAUUUGCACAGUGCAUUGGUGGACUUUUGAGCGUAGUGGUUCAGGAGCUGCAAGUCUCAAUUGAGUGCAUAGAUGCAAAUCUCAACCUUGUCUCGCUUAAGGCUGGAAGUUACCCAAACCGUGUGAUGGCUGGUGGACGCCAAGGAUUUAUUGAUGUUGGAGAUUUGUAUGCUGAUGAGGAGAGAGAUUUCCUAGUUUCAGUUAAUGUCCCUGCUGCUUCUGGCAAUGAAACAUCGUUAAUAAAGGUCAACUGUGUUUACAAGGAUCCAUUAACUCAGGAGACAACAAUAUCCGAAAGUGAAGAAGUAAAGUUGGAGAGGCCUGAAAAAGUUGGGCAAGUGGUUAAGUCGCUUGAAGUGGACAGACAGCAUAACAGGCUUCAAGCAGCUGAGGCGAUGGCCCAAGCACGAAGGGCGGCUGAACGCGGAGAUUUGACAGGUGCAGUGUCAAUCCUUGAAAACUGCAGAAAAAUGCUCUUAGAGUCUAUUUCAGCCAGAUCUCAGGAUCGCCUUUGUCUUGCACUGGAUGCUGAACUCAAGGAAAUGCAAGAGAGGAUGGUGAGUCGGCACGUGUACGAAGCAUCGGGGAGGGCAUAUAUUCUCUCUGGACUGAGUUCCCACUCUUGGCAAAGGGCAACAGCAAGAGGUGAUUCCACUGAUAGUUCAAGUCUUGUUCAAGCAUACCAGACCCCGUCGAUGGCUGAGAUGCUCACUCGAUCUCAAGCCUCGUUUCUAGGUAGUCCAUCAGGCCAGAGGCUUCUCCAACCAUUGUUGUCAUACAGGUCACAAACAAAGCCAAGGUAAUGGGAGGGAUGAACACACAGGAAUUUUGUGGGAGAGAUGAACACAAGAUUUAUAUGUGCUGUGAUUUUGUUGUUUAAUAUGUAUAAAUGAAUAAAAUUGAGAAAAGGGUGGAGGGUAAUAUUCAAGGGGAUAAAUGAGGAGUAGAUAGGAAUUCAGUACAUUAUGUUCCUUAAUUUCUUUCUUUCGUUCUUUCUUUCUUCUUUUUUUUUUGGGGGGGGGGGGAGAUGAUGGGGUGGAGGGUUCUGGGAGAAAUUCUUACAUAAAAUGCAUGGGCAAGCUAUACAAAGAGGAACCGCUGAAUGUUUGGAUUCACUGAACCACCAUGAUAAGGUGCCUCUAUAUUGACUUGUUGCACCAAGUGGUGGUGCCAAGGGUGGUGAAUGUUUGAAUUUCUCAGGGUCAAGCUUUGUUCUGGUCAUUGAUGUACUUGUCUUUUUGGGAGGGGUCUGUACAUACGGUGGAAUGUUUUUUCCCCGAGACCUGGGUAUAGAAGUUUGUAUUUGUGCAGAUGGUUGGGAUGAACUCAUGAGUAAAAUAUAUAAGUUUUCAAUCUUUUCACAA